Ictidomys tridecemlineatus (thirteen-lined ground squirrel) is the source of this 3905-nucleotide messenger RNA. It is a transcript of the gene Ints6l, whose product is annotated as integrator complex subunit 6 like. Lineage: Eukaryota; Metazoa; Chordata; Mammalia; Rodentia; Sciuridae. Gene Ontology annotation, biological process: snRNA 3'-end processing. Gene Ontology annotation, cellular component: integrator complex. The record is from RefSeq and is a predicted model, not a curated record.
AGCAGACAGAAGUUGUGUGUCGGUGAACAGAGAGAGCUCUCAGUCUGGGGCGAGCACUCUAGUCAGUGCAGACGGAUGCUUAGGCAGUAGUCCUGGCAGCGGCAGCGGUGGCAGUUGUGGUGGCAGGAGGAGAGGGGAGGGGGGAGGUCCCCAAGGGCUACACACGCUCACACUUUCAAGUUCCCGUGCAGGUUAAGGAGGUGGGGCUGCUAAAAGAGGACUCCAGGAGCUGUCCCAUCUGUCCCGUCCCGUCUCCCCCUCUUCCUCUUUCUCCCUGCCCCCUGGCUCUGCGAGAGUUCAGGGUUCGGGUGGCCAUACGUGGCAGUGAGGGCAAGAGGGCCAGGAGAGUGGGAAGUAGAGACAGGGGUGCGGGGCAAGAUGCCCAUCCUGCUGUUCCUCAUAGACACGUCCGCCUCCAUGAACCAGCGCACUGACCUGGGCACCUCCUAUUUGGACAUUGCCAAAGGCGCUGUGGAGUUAUUUCUGAAGCUGCGCGCCCGGGACCCGGCCAGCCGCGGAGACAGGUACAUGCUGGUCACCUACGAUGAGCCCCCGUACUGCAUCAAGGCUGGUUGGAAGGAAAAUCACGCAACAUUCAUGAGCGAACUAAAAAAUCUUCAGGCUUCUGGACUGACUACUCUUGGUCAGGCUCUAAGAUCCUCAUUUGAUUUGUUAAAUCUCAAUAGAUUAAUAUCUGGAAUAGACAAUUAUGGACAGGGAAGAAAUCCAUUUUUUUUAGAACCAUCUAUUUUAAUUACCAUCACAGAUGGAAACAAGUUAACAAGUACUGCUAGCGUUCAAGAUGAGCUUCAUCUUCCUUUAAAUUCUCCUCUGCCUGGAAGUGAACUAACCAAAGAACCUUUUCGUUGGGAUCAAAGGUUAUUUGCCCUGGUGUUACGUUUGCCUGGAGUGGCUUCUACUGAACCAGAGCAACUAGGGAGUGUACCCACAGAUGAAUCAGCCAUCACACAGAUGUGUGAAGUCACAGGAGGUCGCUCCUACUGUGUUAGGACACAAAGAAUGUUGAAUCAGUGUUUAGAAUCUCUAGUUCAAAAAGUUCAGAGUGGUGUAGUUAUUAAUUUUGAAAAGACGGGACCAGAUCCACUUCCUGUUGGAGAAGAUGGACUUAUGGAUUCAUUUAGGCCAAGCAAUUCAUUUGCUGCUCAACCAUGGCAUAGUUGUCAUAAACUCAUUUAUGUACGACCUAACUCUAAAACCGGUGUUCCUGUUGGACAUUGGCCAAUUCCAGAAUCUUUUUGGCCAGAUCAGAAUUUACCUUCACUACCUCCACGAACAUCUCAUCCUGUUGUGAGGUUCUCCUGUAUAGACUGUGAGCCAAUGGUAAUAGACAAACUGCCCUUCGACAAAUAUGAACUUGAACCCUCUCCCUUGACUCAGUACAUCUUGGAACGAAAAUCUCCCCAUACCUGCUGGCAGGUAUUUGUUACUAGUAGUGGAAAAUACAAUGAACUUGGAUAUCCAUUUGGUUAUUUAAAAGCUAGUACAACUUUAACUUGUGUGAACCUCUUUGUGAUGCCUUACAACUACCCAGUUUUACUUCCUCUUUUAGAUGACUUGUUCAAAGUUCACAAGCUUAAGCCAAAUCUGAAGUGGCGACAGGCUUUUGACAGCUACUUAAAAACUCUGCCUCCAUACUACUUAUUACCAUUAAAGAAAGCACUAAGGAUGAUGGGAGCUCCAAAUCUGAUAUCAGAUAAUUUAGAUUGUGGACUUAGUUACAGUGUUAUCUCUUACCUUAAAAAACUCAGCCAACAGACCAAACUAGAAUCAGACCGAAUACUAGCAUCAGUGGGGAAGAAACCUCCCCAGGAAAUUGGUAUCAAAGUGAAAAAUCAUUCUGGAGGUGGUGUGUCCUUGGUUCACAAUAAGAAUUUUAGAAAACUAUUGAAAGAGAUUACAGGGGAAACUGCACUGAGACUGACAGAAUUGAAUACCAAAGAAUUUGCUGGCUUCCAAGUAGGGAUCUUAAACAAGGAUUUGAAACCUCAGACAUACAGAAAUGCUUAUGAUAUUCCACGCAGAGGUCUUUUGGACCAGUUGACCAGAAUGAGAUCCAAUCUGCUGAAAACCCACAAGUUUAUUGUUGGACAAGAUGAAGAUUCCCUUCAUAGUGUUCCAGUUGCACAAAUGGGUAACUAUCAGGAAUAUCUAAAGACAGUGGCCUCCCCAUUACGAGAGAUUGAUCCAGACCAACCAAAACGACUGCAUACUUUUGGCAAUCCAUUUAAACAAGAUAAGAAGGGAAUGAUGAUUGAUGAAGCAGAUGAGUUUGUAGCAGGGCCACAGAACAAAGUGAAACGUCCUGGAGAACUCAACAGUCCUAUGUCAUCUAAGAGAAGGCGGAGUAUGUCCCUGCAGUUGAGGAAACCACAAACACCGCCUACUGUAACUAACCAUGUGGGCGGAAAGGGACCACUCUCAGCCUCGUGGUUCCCAUCUUAUCCAAACCUCAUAAAACCCACCCUUGUACAUCCAGAUGCCACUGUCAUUCAUGAUGUGCAUGAAGAGAAGAUGGAAAAUGGGCAAACCCCACCUGAUGGCUUCUUGUCAAAAUCUACUCCAGCAGAGCUUAUGAACACAACAGGAGAUGGUGUCCCACCCAACCAAUUGGAUUCUCUGUCUGAUGACUUCACUAGUCUCAAGAGAGAUGGACCAUUUCACAAACUUGGUAAUAACAUACUUAGAGGAGGAGCCCCAAAUUGCAAUCUCUCUGUGGAUGACCAAAAAAUUGCAGUAGUAUCUACUUUGGGAACUGCACCAAAUGCAUUGCAGAUCACUCCUGCAAUGGCACAAGGAAUCAAUGCUGAUAUCAAACAUCAAUUAAUGAAAGAAGUUCGAAAGUUUGGACGAAAGUAUGAAAGAAUCUUCAUUUUGCUUGAAAAAGUGCAAGGACCUCUGGAGAUAAAGAAGCAGUUUGUUGAAUUUACCAUCAAGGAAGCUGCAAGGUUUAAAAGACGAGUCUUAAUUCAGCAACUUGAGAAGGUGCUAGAAAAAAUAGAUUCUCAUCACCUUCUCAACAAUGUGAAUCACAUCAACAGCAGAUCAUCAAGUUAAUGCAGAAACAAGUGAAAAAAAAGAUAAGAUUUCUGAGCUGUAGGACUGGUCAGGAUAUUGUUGAAGCCUCAAAGAGUCUAAGUGGCAGAGCUUUAAAUUUUAUGAUUAUCUGGCAGUAAAAGUUGGACUUUUGCCUUAAAAAUUUUUGUGAAAAGCAUCAUUUUUAAAAAAUUUUCUUGUUUAUUUUCCCAAUUAAAGGAAAGUGGUGGUGUUAAUUCAGUAGGCUAACUUCAUAAAACCCUGCUGUCCCUACCACAGGCAAUAAGGGAAUCACUCAUUUAAACUGCCAUUUCAGGCAUUUUCAAAGUAAUGAGGGGCUACCUGCAAGUGGAACACCACUUGAUGUUCUUACAAUGUCUUUUAGAAAGAAUAAGCUUACAGAAUCCAAGUAUUAGUCAUGUGUGUGCUAAACAGAACUUUCAACAAUUCCUAGUUGUGCCUUUUAAACCAUGCAAUAUUUUGGAAAGUUUGAAUCAAAGAGUAAGAAGCUGCUAUUUGGGUAACUUAUUUCUCUGUGGGAAAGGGCAGGGAGAGUCACCAAACAGUCUACCUCCAACUCUCUUGUAUUUUGUCUAAAGACAUUACAAAGUGCACCUGAGGCUGCCCUAUGCUCUGGCUUUUGUUCUUGCAUGUGAUAACAGAACAUCUUCAGGUGGACUUAAGUGCUUUGGAAGCACUAAAAGAAAAAAAAUGUGUAUGUGUCCUUUAAUGUUUAUAUAAAAGUUUAUAUGGAACAGUAUUGUUAUGUUUGUAUUAUUUGUAAAAAUUUAAGUAUUCAAAGAGAUUUUUGACUUUGCAUAUAAAAAAUAAAUCAUUUUAUUGAUUUUUCA